This is a messenger RNA of Formica exsecta, 2246 nucleotides long. RefSeq names its product major facilitator superfamily domain-containing protein 6 (gene Sugb). The record is from RefSeq and is a predicted model, not a curated record. Bases 250 to 1926 code for a protein of 558 amino acids. The transcript has 10 exons. Gene Ontology annotation, cellular component: membrane. Lineage: Eukaryota; Metazoa; Arthropoda; Insecta; Hymenoptera; Formicidae.
AUGAAUGCCGGCCAUAAGAAGAAGAAGAAGUCCAUGAAUAUAUCUAUGAUUUCCUCGAUAUGACAAGUUUUGUAACCUAAAUAGUCGCCAACUUUAACUAUUAAUAUUUCGCUUCGUGGGGCAGAGCGAUACUUUUUGCUAUAUUUUUUCGUUUUAUGCAAAACAUCGAAUGAGCAUAAUUUUAUCGAUAUUUGAGAUAAAAAAAACGUAUGAUUCAAGGAUUUCUUUGAUAGAUCAUAAAACUGCAACAUGUUGGAAAACAUGAACAAGGAAUUGGCGUCUAUAAAAUCACAUUAUUUUCUUUACAAUGCUGCGACAGCACCAAUGGUACAAUUUUUGCCAACAAUCGGAAAGCAAUUAGGCUUCUCCGGAACAUUAGUUGGCACAAUGUAUACAGUAUUACCAAUUUCUGGUCUAAUCGCGAAACCAUUGUUUGGUAGUUUAGCUGACAAGUUUAAAUUGCAUAAAACUUUUUUUUUGAUAUUCCAAGCUGUAUUGACAAUAGCUUUCUUUUGUAUUUAUUUUAUUCCUGAAAUGGAUAGGAACGCAAACGUUACUCUUAUCUGUGACAAUAACAUACCAUUUCUAGAGAUUUGUCCACAGAAAGAAUUUUCACCAAAAACAUUAAAUGCUGUAAUAGUAAAAAAUAUCCAUACUAACUCAGUUUGUCAGUUAUCCUGUGAAGGAGUACCUCAUGGUUACAUAGAAUUAUCUGGCAAGAAUGUUUCCAUGAACAGUACAUUCAAAUUUAGUGCACAAUUUGAUGUAUAUCAAGAUUUACUUACGAGCAACUGUGUAGAUGUAAAAGUGCAUAUGUUUCUGGAUGAUGUUACUCAAGUUCCAGUUUGCGGGGACCGACUGAGAACUAAAUGCAUGGCAACCUGUCACAACAACAUUGCAUUUAAUCAUCUUUUACAAGAGGCCAAGAAUUCGCACAUUGAUACAGAACAGUCUAUAUAUCAUUUCUAUUUAUUUUUUUGGACAGCCAUAGUAAGUUGGAUUGGAAUGGCUGUCGUGGUCAGCAUAGCGGAUGCCAUUUGUUUCGAUCUGCUUGGUUAUGAGAGGAGAAGCGAUUAUGGGAAGCAAAAGAUGUGGGGCAGCAUCGGUUUCGGCAUAUUUGGUAUAAGCGCAGGCUACCUAGUGGACCUUGUGAGCGAAGGACAGUAUGAAAAAGAUUACACUUGUAUAUUUUACAUUAUGCUGAUAGCUAUGAUCGCUGAUAUCAUUGUAGUUGCUGUAACAUUGAAAAAGAAAAAUCCAGAAUGCUCUACGGGUGAACCUUCACUAUUUCGGGAGCUAUUGAGUGUUGUCAGAGAAGGCAGAGUAUUGGUGUUUGCCUGGUGGUGCAUAGGCGCUGGGAUGUGUACAGCAGUUAUUUGGAACUUUCUGUUUUGGUACAGUGAAGAUAUAGCAACCAGCUCUCAUAUUGCAUGGAUUAAGACUCUGCAGGGUCUUAUGACUGGCGUUCAAUGUUUCUUAGGAGAAUUACCCUUCAAUUUUGUGUCGGGUAGUGUAUUGAAGAAACUUGGCCACAUUAAUGUCAUGAGUCUCGUGUUGCUCAUUUAUGCAAUUAGAUUUAUGGCAUAUAGCGUUAUAUCAAAUCCUUGGCUGUUUUUAAUUCUUGAAUUGCUCCAUGGACCCUCGUUUGGUCUAUGUUGGCCAACAAUGGUGUCCUAUGGUGACAAAGUGACACCAUCUGGUACCAAAGCUACUAUGCAAGGCUUUGUCGGUGCUAUCUUUGAAGGAAUUGGAGUGGCAAGUGGUAGCUUCAUAUGUGGUUGGUUGAUGGACACAUUUGGAGGUGUUAUAUUACUAAGAACGUUUUCAGUAGGUGCACUCUUAUGGUUGAGCGUAUUUUGGUUGCUGGAACUCUUACUGAGGAAAAUGAAGGCUAAUCCAUUAUAUCGAGGCCAUAGUCGUGAGUAACGAUUAUGUGGAUGUAUAUCAAAGUACAUAAUUUAGCAAAUUAUGCUAAUCCAGACGAUGCUAUUCUUAUGACGAUAAGUCAAGAAUUGCAAACCUAUUAAUAGAGCAAUUUUAUGUGAGAUGAAAAUAUUGCACAGUUGAAAUUGAACAAAAUUAAUUUUUCAUUGCAUAUGCACCGUGUGCUGAAAGAAAUAUUUGUCUCGUGAUAUUUUGUCUUUUUAUAAUAUUCACAAGAUUUUCAAUCAUUCAGUAUUAUAUGUCAUAAGUGUAAAUUAUAUUGAUGUAUACAAUAUCAUUGUAAUAUAUAUUUUUCUAGAUUA